This is a messenger RNA of Physcomitrium patens, 1909 nucleotides long. Its product is annotated as protein STRICTOSIDINE SYNTHASE-LIKE 6. Gene Ontology annotation, cellular component: endomembrane system. Gene Ontology annotation, molecular function: hydrolase activity. The record is from RefSeq and is a predicted model, not a curated record. Lineage: Eukaryota; Viridiplantae; Streptophyta; Bryopsida; Funariales; Funariaceae.
CAAAAAUUAUAGCAUGGAGUGACAGCUACGAAGCAUUUUCACUGAUGAGAAAGCAUAGGUGGAAACCAGAAAACUACUAAAUUUAUCGCAAGACGAACCCAAAUCUGUUGAUUUGAUGGCGCAUAAAUGGCUGGUCGAUUCAGUGCCACAGACGUCCCGCUCCGCAUUAUAAACUCCAUCGCUCUCGAAACUAGAAUCGCACCAGAAACGCACCUAUCUCGCAUGAUUUGCUCUCCGAUGCAGACAUGUGCCCACUGAUCUGGUCACAACAGUGGCAGAUGUCGAUGUUAAGCUGCAAAUUAUAGACACAACACGACCUUUGCAAUGAUCAAAGCUCGGAAAAAGCUUGUACAAAUUGUGAGGCACAAGCAUAACGAGAAGGCAUUAGUACUAUCCCAACGCAAAGUCUUGCAUCCUUGAGCGAGUAUGGUGCGCUUGUUGCCUGUCGUGGCGGCCGUGGUCCUCUCCCUCGUUACGACUGCGUUCUACUCAUUUGUAGCCAACAAUUCCCCCAUUCGCCCUGUUGCUGUUUAACUCCCUGUCCAUCCCAAAGCCGAAGGUGUUUACGUCCACAACAAGUUACUUCACGGUCUCGCGAAGCUUGGAGAUGGGCAGCUGCUGCAACCGGAGGACAUGGUGGCUGAUCCCACUGAGAUGUUCCUGUAUACGACCAACAGCGAUGGAUGGAUAAAAAAGUAUUACCUCUCAAAUGGCAGUGUGGAGAAUUGGGUGAACGUUGGAGGGAGACCACUGGCCAUCGCACUUGGGAAUGAGGGUGAAGUCUUGGUGUGCGAGCCUGUGCAAGGCCAGUUGAUCGGGGUUAGAAUUCGAAUUCGUCGACGAAAUUCAAGGCCAGUCAUCGAUACAGUAAAUUUCGCAGUCUGGAUUGUUUUUAGGAGUUGCCACAUAUUGGUUGACUGCAUGAUUUGUUUUUGGAACUUUGAGUGUGCAGGUCGACAAAUUAGGCACAAAGGAGAUUCUAGCGACUGAAGCGGGAGGGAUCGAGUUCGGCCUAAUUGAUGCAGUGACAGUGUCGAGCAAUGGCCUCAUUUACUUCACUGAUGCAUCAACGAAGCACCCACUCGGCACCUGGCAUUUCGACAUGCUCGAGGGGCAGGUAUCGGGGCGCAUUGCGGUCUACAAUCCUGAGGACAAGUCCACUAGAGUGCUACUAGACGAGUUGUACUUCCCGAACGGCAUCGCUCUUUCGAAAUCAGAGGAUCAUUUCAUCAACUGCGAAACAACCGUCGCGAGGUGUAUGAAAUUUUUUCUUAGGGGAGAGAAGGAGGGGACCAUCAAAACGUUUAUCGAAAAUCUGCCUGGCCAUCCGGACAACAUCCACCGCAACUUGAAAAACGGCAGGUUCUACAUUGGUAUUCCGGGCAACAGGAAUGGGCUGACAGAUUUUGUAGCCAGGACGCCUGUUGCAAAGCAAAUCUUGGCUUUCUCCCCGGUUCUGUACAAACUUCUUGAUAUGAGGAAAAUGGGGAGAGUCUUUGAAGUUGAUCCUUCCGGCAAGCCAUUGCAAGUGUACGAAGAUCCUACUGGGGAGGUUAUUGGCUUCGUAACAACUGUGGUAGAGGUUGAUUGGUACCUAUAUGUUGGUGGCUUCCGGGACAGCUUUGCUGGUCGUAUCAAGGUGCAUUGAGACCUCGAAUUCAAGUUGGACGCAGCACUAUCAGUGACUCUUAACUCUGCGAAAUUGUACAAAAUUCCUUCCAUUGAAUCCAUGCACUCAAGGACGUCAAUUGCAAAUGCCUCACAUCAAUAAUCUCCGAAGCAGACAACCAAGGAGCCGUAGAUAGAUAGUCACAACAGGGCAGUUGACCGCUUUGACCCAAAAAAUCGCUGAUGUAUGACACUUUCCUGGAUAUAUGAUCAAUUAGUGAAAAAUCUUUAGUUAUGUAAA